AUGUUUUUUAUUUUGUUAUCAUUUUUGACCAGCCUAACAAAAGGGGAUUGGAUUCAAAUUGACUAAAGUUUUUACGAUACAUCUAUUUAAAGUAAUAAUUGGAAAACAAGAAAACAUUGUGAUUGCAAUGAUUGUAAUGAAAAUUUUGAAGAUGGAUAAUGUUCUUCUAAUUCAUUGGAUUAUUUGAGAUUAAAAAAAGAUAGAGAAAGAGUUGAAAAAUAAUUUGACUAACAAGGUUUUUAAGUUUAUGUAAUCUUUGAUGCUUACUAUAACUGGGCAGAUUCAUCAAAGGACAGCCAAUUAAAAUUAACAUAUUACGAAGACUAUUCAUCCCAAACAACUUUAUACUCUAGAUCAUAUAAAAAUUCUGACCUUACUUAAGAUUCAAAUCGAAUAUGUAAUUAUUGGGAUGACUAUGAUUUUGAUCUAAUUACAGUUGUAAGUACAACAAAAACAAAAACUAAUAACGUUAAUAAAUUUACAAUAGCACUUUGUUUAGAACCAGAAAAAGGUUAUGUUUCUGUUAAUAUUAGAAACUUGUUAAUAUAUGUGAACCUUUGUUAUCCAACUUGUAAAACUUGUUCUAGUUCUACUUUAUGUUCAUCAUGUUAUUAUCAAUCACCAACCUCAGGUUCAUGUUAAUGUGAUCCUUCUCAUUAAUUUGCUGAAUCUGCUGUUGGAUGUAGAUAAGAGUGUGAACGAGAUUUUUUUAUAGCAAGAUCAGAUAAAAUUUGUGUUCCAGAUAGGAGAAUAAAAUCUAAUUAAAAAUAUUUUGAUUCAAGCGACAUAUCAAAUUCUAAUUUUCCCAGAUAUAAACCUUUUUAAUUUAUACCAGAUAUUUUUAAUUAUUAAAAUACUGAUUUAGUUUAUGAUAAUUGUGAUAAUAAUGAUUUUGUUGGAGAACUAUAUUUUAAUGAAGGCAUGUAAUUAUCUUUGGGUAAAAUAGACGCCAUUAAAUUUUUUAGACUGAGAGUUACAUUUUAUUGUUUUAAUUUUCAAACAGAUAGCAAGAUUUAAAUUUUUGUUGAUAAUAUAUAGCAAGGAGAGUUAUUAAAAACUUCAUCAUCUUAUUCUUACAAUAAAAUUAUUAAAAUUUUUACUGAUUCAAAUUCAUGCGAUUCUAAAUCGUAUACAUUAAUUAGAAUUGAAUCAGUUUUAAGAACAUAUUCAGAUAAUCCUUAAUUGCUUAUUUAAGGAAAGUUAUAAAUUUCUAGUGAAUCAUGGGGAUUUAGAAAUGUGACAAUAGAUACUGGAUUAUGUUAAGAAAAUUGUAAAACUUGUUCAGACUUUUCAACAUGUUCUUUGUGUGAGACAAGCUAUAUUCUUUAUUAAGGUGGUUGUAUAAAAACUUGUCCUGUGCAUUCUGCUAAUUGUAUUGAUUAUGCAGAUAUGAAAUUAUGUAAUUAUAUCAUUUUAAAAAUAGAUUCUCGAUAUUUGGCAAAAGGAUUUUUUGAUCUAAAUAUGACUUCAUAGUAAGUUGAAACAUUUUACACAUCUGUUUCAGCUCCUGGUGGUAGCAGUAAUUGGAAAACAGGAUAAAAGUUCUCUUUUUUUCCGAAUAAAUUUGUCUUAGGCGGUAUUAUGGUAUGGAACAAUGCUAAAUUUAUAAAAUCAUGGGUAAUCACAGAACCCCAUUAUGCAGUUACUAUUAGAUUUAAUGUCACUUUUGGAGAUGAAUAUUCAGGAAACUUUUAUUAUACAAUUGGAACCUCACAAAGCAUUGCACAUCAAAAACCAGGUAGUGGGUAAAAUAUCAUUGGUAAAAAUAAACAAGAAAGAAUUAAAUACUUUGAAAUUUAUUUAGAUCCUUUUAAGUCAUCUCCUUUAGAUCUUGAAUUAGAAUGCACAGGAGGUGAUUCUGAUAUUAGGGAAGAAUUCUGUGCCAUAUCUGAGUAUUUUAUUGUAGUUCAUUAUGUAAUAUCAAAUUUAAAAUUAGUGCCCACCGUUUUGUUCAGAUUGUUCUAGUGCAACAGUUUGUAAUACUUGGAUUUCAGGACGCACUAGUUCCUCUUGUUUAUCGACUGAGUUUUUAUCUUUUGAUGAGAUUACAAAGACUUACAGUUGUGUUACAUGUAACUAACCUGGUUGUUUAACAUGUAAAAGUUAAGAAGAUUGUACAUCUUGUACUUACACAUCUACUAAUAAAUUCUAUUUAGUAAAUGGUAUAUGUUAAUGUUUUCCAUUCAGUUAUUUAUCUGGUAAUUUAUGUUUGUCGUGUAAUAAAUAUUGUGAAAAUUGUAAUGGAGGAGGAUACAGCGAUUGUAUAACUUGCGUUUCCGAUUUUCACAGAUCAAUUUCAUUUAAUAAAUGUUUAUGUUAACCUGGAUAUUAUGAUGAUGGAGUAAAUUUACCUUGCUUACCAAAAUGUGGAGACUAAAUAGUAGUUGAUGGAGAAGAUUGUGACGAUGGAAAUUUUAAUCCAUUCGAUGGAUGUCAUAAUUGUGUUUAUAGUUGUGAUUCUGGAUGUAAUAUAUGUGUAAGAGGUAUUUGUGAAGAUUGCAAUGAUGGAUUUUAAUUGAUUGAAAAUAAAUGUGUGAGUAUUUGUUAGGAUAAUAAGAUAGUAUCUAAUGAAUAAUGUGAAGAUAACAAUUUGAUACCAUAUGAUGGUUGUUUCAAUUGUCAAUAUUAAUGUAUAAAAUAUUGUUUGACUUGUGUAUUUGGUGUUUGUUUAAAAUGUUAAGAAUCAAAUGGAUGGUAUUUAGAAGAUAAUAUUUGUUAAUCAAGAUGUGGUGAUGGAAUAGUUACAUAAUUAGUAGAAUAAUGUGAUGACCAAAAUGAGAAUCCUAUUGAUGGUUGUGAUAAAUGUGAAUACUCAUGUAUACCAAAUUGUUCAUUAUGCGAAAAGGGUAAGUGUUUACUAUGUAAUUCUGGUUAUUCUUUGAAAUAAAUGAUUAAUGCUUGUGUACCUCUAUGUGGUGAUGGACUUUUAGUGGAUUCUGAGAUAUGUGAUGAUGGAAAUAUAAUUUAAUAUGAUGGUUGUUUUAAAUGUAAAUUAAGUUGUCAAGAUUCAUGCACUAAUUGUUCAAAUACAGGUUGUUUAGAAUGUAAUAUAAAGGGAUGGGAAUACAAUCCUUUAGAAAUGAAAUGUGAAACAAUUUGUGGUGAUGGAAUACGAAUAUAAGAUUAUGAAGAAUGUGAUGAUUUAAAAGAUUUAGGAUGUUAUAAGUGUAAAUAUUAAUGUUAAGAAUCUUGUAAAAUAUGUUAUCAUGGUUAUUGUCUAAAAUGUAAAAAAGGAUGGAGAUUGGAUUCGUUUGAAAAAUAUUGUUACCCAUAAAGUGGAGAUUCAUUGAUUGUUGAUAAUGAGUAAUGCGAUGAUUUUAAUUAAUAUCCUUAUGACGGUUGCUAUUUAUCUCAAUAUUAAUGUUAGCAAUCAUGUUUAAAAUGUUAAUGGGGAAUGUGCUAAAUUUGUAGUAAUGGCUAUUAUUUAUCUUCUAAUAAAUGUUACGAAAUUAAUGAUGAUGGCUUAAUAGUAGGAUAGGAGAUAUGUGAUGAUAUGAAUCGAGUAGGUUAAGAUAGUUGUUUUUAAAAUAGAUAUGAUUGUCCAAGAUUUUGCUCAUUUUGUGUAGGAGGGCUGUGUUAAAAAUGUUUGAAAUCCUCUGGAUAUGGAAAAUUGGAUUAAUUUAAUAAUAAAUGUAUAUCCUUUUGUGGAGAUGGGAUAAAGUCGAUGGAUGAAGUAUGUGAUGAUGGCAAUUAAUAACCAUAUGAUGGUUGUUUUAAUUGCUAAUAUUCUUGUGAUUUCUAUUGUGGAAUUUGUAAUGAAGGAAAAUGUGAUGAGUGUAUAAAUGGUUAUUAUCUAAAUACAAAAACAAAUACUUGUUUUAGUAUAUGUGGUGAUGAGAUAGUUGCUCUAAAUGAAUCAUGUGAUGAUGGCAAUAAGAUUAGCGAUGAUGGAUGCUCUGAUUGUAAUUAUUAAUGUCAUAAAUAAUGUACCACUUGUAUAGAAGGUCUUUGUUAUCAAUGCACUGGAAUCGGAUGGGAAAUAAAUACAAUGACUAGAGAUUGUUAACCAGUUUGUGGUGAUGGAAUUGUAAUAGGUAAAGAAUAAUGUGAUGAUGCCAAUGAAAUAGGAGAAGAUGGAUGUUUUGAAUGCUAUUUUGAAUGUUAAAAAUAAUGCACUAAAUGUAUAAAAGGUUUUUGUGAAGAAUGUAAUACUAAAGGUUGGUAAUUGGAUUGGAAUUAUUGUAUUCCCAUUUGUGGGGAUAAUCUAGUAGUUGGAAAUGAAGAAUGUGAUGAUGGUAAUACUAUACCUUAUGAUGGAUGUUUCUAGUGUUUAUAUUAAUGCUAGCCUGAAUGUACAGAUUGUAAAUAAGGAGUUUGUUAGGCCUGUUAGGUUUAAGGAUGGGAUAUAAAAAAUAAUGUUUGUUUUCCAGUGUGUGGUGAUGGAUAUGUUGUUAAAGGAUAAGAAUAAUGUGAUGAUGGUAAUUCAAUAGAAUUUGAUGGUUGUUUUAUGUGUUAAUAUCAAUGUGAAGAAAUGUGCACUCUUUGUGAAUUAGGUAUAUGUUAUGAAUGUGAUGUUCUUGGUUGGGUAGUUGAAACUCAUAGAUGUACUCCUUAUUGUGGAGAUGGAAUAAUCAUUGGCUAUGAAUAAUGUGAUGAUAUGAAUGAUGAUUUUAAUGAUGGUUGUUAUAAAUGUUUAUUAGCUUGUGAUUAAUAUUGUAUAGAAUGUACUGAAGGAGUGUGUUAAAAAUGUGAAUUAGGAAGAUUUGUAGAAUCAAAUAUUUGUCUUGCAAAAUGUGGAGAUGGAUAUUUUGUAAAGUCAUCAGAAGAAUGUGAUGAUGGUAACUUAGAUGAUGGUGAUGGUUGUAAUUCUAAAUGUGUUGUUGAAAAUGAUUUCACCUGUUUUAAUACUGAAGGUAGUUUCUCGAAUUGUUUUUAUUCUAAGCAACCUUCAUUUACAAUAAAUCUUAUCACUAAAGUUCCUGAAGAUUUUGAGGAUGUUUAAGUUAAAUUUGAUCAAAAAAUGAAGUUUGCUAGCAAAGUAAAUAAUGACAUUUCCAAUUUCAUUAAUGUUGAUAUAUUAAAUAUGGAAAAUAGUGAAUUCUAAAUCACUUAAAGUGUUUUCAAAUCUAGUACUACUGAUGAAAUAACCGAAAUUAUUUUAAAUUUCAGAGUCAACUUUUUUGUUCCUGUUGAUAAACCUUUAUUCUAAAUCACAUUUUUUGAUGAUCCUAUUCUCUCAGAAUUUAAUUUAACCCUCAUAGAAUAAUCUAAGUAAUUAGUUUUACUAACACCAUCAGUUCUUAGUUAAGCUUAAAAAGAUAUUGCUGAUAGUGCUUCAGCAUUCAACUAAGCUGUAAUAUACUCUUUAGCUGGACUAUCUUCUUUAUGUUUACUUACAGGAUCUUCAGAUAUAUUUUGGAAUCUCAUGGAUUAAUUACAAUACUUAUCUUACAUUAAAUAUAUCAAUAUUCAAUUCCCAAAUAAUCUCAAUAUCUAUUUUGAUGUUUUUAAAUUGAUUACCAUUUCUCCUUUAAUGUCAACACUUGGAAUUGAUGAGAUAUUUAAUUCCUUAGAUGGAGAUGCCACUUAUUAUAUUCCUACCUCUUAUAAAUUUCAUAAAGAUGAAAUUAAUGCUUACUUUUUUACUAAUUUUUAGAGCUUUCUAUUCUGUUUCCUUUCUGCAUAUGGAGGUUAUUUGGUUACUAAAUAUGCACAUUUGCUAUUGUAUAGAAUGGGACCUUAUUACAUAUCAAAAGUAAAUUUAACUAUUGGAAAAUUGAUUUAUUCAACAAGAAGAAGUUUGAAAAAAAAAUCAAAAGAAUUUUAUUACAAUGGAAUUUUAAGAAUAAUGAUGUCAAAUUCAUAUGAUGUUUGUUUUGCCAUGACUAUUUAAUUGUCUUAUUUUCAAAGCCAAGAUUCUGUCCUAAUUUUCAACUCUUAUUUAUCAGUUGGAGCUUUUAUAUCCUAUAUUUCUAUCUCAAUUUAUACUUUUAGUGUAAUGCAAAGCUUCUCAACAACUACCACUUUAAAACCUAAAAAAUAAUUUGAGGCUUUAUUUGAAGGAAUUUUAGAAUCAAAAUCUAUAUGGGUUACUUAAUAUAAUGGUGUAUUGCUUAUUAAAAAAUUGGUUUUCAUUAGCCUAAUAGUAUUUAUGUAAGAGGAAGGUCAAAUCUAAACUUUAUGUAUUGCCAUUAACUAAACAGUAUUCUUAUGCUAUCUUAUCUCAAACAAACCUUUAACAAAUUCUUAUGAAUAUAUGAAAACCAUUAUUACUGAAACAAUGAUAAUUUUUAACACAGUCACAUUCCUCAUCUAUGCUUACAGAGUAGAACUCUCUUUAACUCUAGAAAACUCGAUAAAUUUAGGAUGGAUCCACAUAUUUACAUCUACAUCAAUUCUAGCUGUCUCAUUUAUAUUUGACUUUAUUUAACAAUCUAAAAUACUUAUAGAUAAGUUAAAAAAGUUAAUUCAAGGCCCAUAAGUAGAAGAUUAAGGAGCCCCUGUUACAUUAUUUUAUUGA
Molecule: messenger RNA, 6460 nt
Organism: Paramecium sonneborni
Lineage: Eukaryota; Ciliophora; Oligohymenophorea; Peniculida; Parameciidae
Source: the annotation of a GenBank genome assembly